CGGAUUUACGUCUUACGUCGUACGGAAGUAAACAAUCCGCCAGCUGACGUGGAGGAGCGACGCGGAAACUGUCCGGUUCGGCAGAAAGCUUCUGUUUUCAGUCGCUGUUCGGUUUGGGAAAAAGUCCCGGUCCAGAAUCCCUCGAAAGUCUCGGUCUGAAGAAAGAUGGCGGCUGAGGAGGAGGCCAGCCGGCCGUUCGCGGGGCUCUCCGACGUCUCCAUAUCGGAGGACAUCCCCGUGGAGGGGGACAUCUCGGUGCCCGUGGGCCCCUCCAGGACCGAGGAGGAGUUCUCGACACUGGACGAGCCGGUGAAGGAGACCAUCCUGCGGGAUCUGCGGGCGGUGGGCAACAAGUUCAUCCACGUGCUCUACCCGCGGCGCAGCUCGGCGCUGCUGCGGGACUGGGACCUGUGGGGCCCGCUGCUGCUCUGCGUCACGCUGGCCCUGCUGCUGCAGGACGGCACGGCCGACAGCGACCACGAGGGAGGACCGCAGUUCGCGGAGGUGUUUGUCAUCGUCUGGUUCGGCUCCAUCAUCAUCACUCUGAACUCCAAGCUGCUGGGCGGGACGCUGUCCUUCUUCCAGAGCCUGUGCGUGCUGGGAUACUGCAUCCUGCCUCUGACCGUGGCCAUGGUGGUGUGCCGGAUCGUCCUGUUCGGCGCCUCCGGGACCAUCGGCUUCGUGGUGAGGCUGGUGGUCGUGACGGCGUCUUUCGGCUGGUCCACCUUCGCCUCCACGGCCUUCCUGUCCGACAGCCAGCCGGCCAACCGCAGGGCUCUGGUGGUCUACCCCGUCUUCCUCUUCUACUUUGUGAUCGGGUGGAUGGUCCUGACCUUCUCUCCUUCAACGGAGAGGCAACCGUGAGCGAGGGCGAACGAUUCUGAUGAGUGAGAGAACUCAAAGGAGGAACUGGAAUCUGUGGUGAAGCGGUCCUGCUCCUGACCGGAGUGAUGUGCGGCGCUGGAACGGCUCUUCCUGGAGGGAAGCGUUCUCCUCUGUUAUGUUCCUCCUGCUCACAGAAGCACUUGGUGAAUGUUGUAGCUGUCUGGGAUGAGAGCGUUUCCCCUUCCUCUCUUAGAAAUCUGCCUUUUCCUAGUUUUCUGAUCUUGGAGCCAAACUCAAACUCUGAAAAAAAAAAAUGGCUAUUUUUUGGUGGGGAGGUGUAGUUUAUUUUUUGUUGUUUGUACUUCUGAAAUGAGCCGGAUGGCAGUUGGGGGUUUCACGAGAAAAUGUUAUUGUACAGUUUGUUUUCAGGAGUCAGAGCCAUCCGGAGCCUCUUCAUUUAAAUAAACUGACGACAGCAGUGAAGCGGCUUUUUGUUCCAUCGCCGGCGGCUGACGUGAGGAGACUUUUGGACCGUGACAUGACCGUUUUCUGCUACGUUUGUGAGAAAACGCUGAAGGAAGACGAAAAAAACGGGAAAAAAACGGGAAAAAAGAAGAAAUUAAAUCGUUUUUAAAAAGUGGAUUAAAAUGUGAGUUUUACCUCCUAAUUUAACAUGCGA
Messenger RNA from Oryzias latipes (Japanese medaka), 1504 nucleotides. It is a transcript of the gene yipf6, whose product is annotated as Yip1 domain family, member 6. The record is from RefSeq and is a predicted model, not a curated record. Gene Ontology annotation, cellular component: membrane; trans-Golgi network. Gene Ontology annotation, biological process: endoplasmic reticulum to Golgi vesicle-mediated transport. Lineage: Eukaryota; Metazoa; Chordata; Actinopteri; Beloniformes; Adrianichthyidae.